Molecule: messenger RNA, 626 nt
Organism: Pelodiscus sinensis (Chinese soft-shelled turtle)
Lineage: Eukaryota; Metazoa; Chordata; Testudines; Trionychidae
Product: hemoglobin subunit pi-like
Biological process (GO): hydrogen peroxide catabolic process; oxygen transport
Cellular component (GO): blood microparticle; hemoglobin complex; haptoglobin-hemoglobin complex
Molecular function (GO): heme binding; haptoglobin binding; oxygen binding
Source: RefSeq, a predicted model, not a curated record
GAUGAUCAGCACAGGCCUGUCCGAGUGACCAUUGCAAGGAGGCUGAUCUCACAACCCCCCAGCAACGAUGACUCUGACUCAAGCUGAGAAGGCGGCAGUGGUUGCCAUUUGGGAAAAGGUCGCUACCCAUGCUAAUGCCAUUGGGGCCGAGUCACUGGAGAGGCUUUUUUCAGGCUUCCCCCAAACCAAGACCUAUUUCCCUCAUUUCGAUCUCAGCCAAGGUUCUGCUCAGCUUCAUGGCCAUGGCUCCAAGGUCCUGAGUGCUAUUGGGGAGGCUACUAAGAACAUCGAUAACAUUACAGGUGCCUUGGCCACACUCAGUGAGCUGCAUGCCUACAUCCUCCGAGUUGACCCAGUGAACUUCAAGCUGCUUUCCCAUUGCAUUCUGUGCUCUCUGGCCGCCCACUUUCCCAACGACUUCACCCCGGAAGUUCAUGCUGCAUUGGACAAGUUCCUGUCCCAGAUUUCUUCGGUGCUGACUGAGAAGUAUCGAUAAACUGUCUCCUAGGAGAGCAGGGGCCAGGCCUCUCAGAGUGGGAUGCCCACCCUUCAUCAUGCAUGCUUCAUGAAUCCCUACACCUGGGUGUUGUCCUAAGCAAAAAGCCAAUAAAUAUUCUAAUUGGCCA